Messenger RNA from Macroventuria anomochaeta, 1317 nucleotides. RefSeq names its product PLAC8-domain-containing protein. NCBI's taxonomy places the organism in Eukaryota, Fungi, Ascomycota, Dothideomycetes, Pleosporales, Didymellaceae. The transcript has a single exon. The annotation marks the transcript as partial. The record is from RefSeq and is a predicted model, not a curated record.
CAGGCACAGCAACCUCAGCCUCAAGUAACACAACGUCAGCACCAACGGUUCUCAUGGCAGGCUCCUGUAGAGACAGAAACAACACCACGGAGGCUACCACAGUACCAAGAAGUACAACAUCAACCACAGCAGCCGGUCGUCAACACCAACAUAGCCUUGCAACAUGAUAGAGGCUUUUCAUAUGCCCCGACUUCGACCGAACACAAUGGAUCAGCAUACUAUACAUCAUCAUCGGAUGACCCGACGCUUCCGUCGUCUCCGGUCUUUACACCCAUCGAUGAUCGGCCACAGUCAAUGUUCAACAUGCUGAACACACCAGCACGACGCCAAUCACAGCAAGCUUACGCACCCUUGUCUCACCCACAUGACGAAGAGACACUUUUGUCACCGUCAUCACCGGAAGCUCAGACUCUGCCAUUCAUGUUAGUAGAGUCUGUAGUCGGAGGCCAAGACCAAACAACAUCACAAGCACAACAGCCCGCGCCAGCACCACAAUCGCCCGUCCAGCAAAGCAGACAUGCACGCCAAAUGAGCAAUUUGGCACCUCUCAAUACAAACCUUUCACAACCCGUCAUGCCCGCAAUCCCCCAAAGUCCGCGCUCCGGCACCGAGCAUCAGACCUCACCCGGCGCCCUCCCCUACAAGACACCUAUAUCUCCCAUCUCCUCUGCGCCAAUCCGAAAAGACACACCAAACUCGUCCUACAACAGCCACACGCGGCACCAAACGCAUGCAGCCGAACCCUACUCCCCACACAACUUCUCAUCCCACAACCUCGCAACACCACACGCCAUUUUCUCCCCCGACGCAGCCCACGGACCCAAUGGCCUAGACUUCUCUUUGCACCAACCAGGCCAAAUACGGCACCCGAAUAUGGACGACCAAUCGAGCCGGGCGUGGAAGAAUGGGCUGUGCGCUUGCACACCAGACGUUUCCACCUGCCUCACGGGCCUCUUCUGCCCGUGCAUACUCUCCGGGCGCACCGCGUACCGUCUCUCGCAAAAGAGUAAGAAGGCGGAUCCGACGGAUAUGCUGGGGCAUAGUAGCACGAAUGGGCAUUGUAUUGCGAUGAGUUUGGCGUGUGGGGUGGGGUUGGGGUGGGUGUUUCCAAUGGUGCAGCGGACGAGGAUUAGGCAUCUGUAUAAAUUGGAAGGUAGCUGUGGGGAUGAUUUGGUGAAGGGGUGUUGUUGUUGUUGCUGUGUUGCUGUGCAGAAUGAGAGGGAGGUUAGUGGGAGGGAGGAGAGUGCUAAUCGCUGGGCGGGGCCGGCGAGUAGGGACGUGUAUACGAGGAGUGGGGGGAUGGAGUAUAGGCCGCAG